Molecule: messenger RNA, 3538 nt
Organism: Hippocampus zosterae (dwarf seahorse)
Lineage: Eukaryota; Metazoa; Chordata; Actinopteri; Syngnathiformes; Syngnathidae
Gene: sycp1
Product: synaptonemal complex protein 1
Exons: 36
Coding region: 106-3159 (1017 amino acids)
Biological process (GO): meiotic DNA repair synthesis; synaptonemal complex assembly; chiasma assembly
Cellular component (GO): male germ cell nucleus; central element; transverse filament
Molecular function (GO): double-stranded DNA binding
Source: RefSeq, a predicted model, not a curated record
CAGACAUUAAUGUGCCGUCGCCAUUUUGUCAUAUUAACUGACUUCGCACACAAACGUUCGUGAGUUGUAGCAUCUGUUACUUUGUCUUGAACGAACUCCGAAACAAUGCUUUCGUCACAUCUAAAGAUGGCCAAAGACGGACGGUUCAACUUCAAACUUUUGGUGCCACCAAGGGUGAAUAAUUGCAGCCAGGUGUCUGCGGUUAAACCCCAAGAGAGUGUCGAGAACAGAGUUGAGCUGGGUCCCAGUAAAUAUUUUGUGAUAGACCAAAACACGCCAGCCCUCAGCAAAAGUGCUGUUGCCCCAACUAAACCAAUCACACAAGAUUGCCUCAAGAUGACAGUGGCCCCAACAGAGAGAGUGGAGAGUGACUGUGCUCCUGGACAGCUUUGUUCAAAAAUGUUUGACGAGGUGGAGAAAAUCAAAUGCUGGAAAUUCAAAGUGGACUCUGAUGCUGCGCAAAGCGAGCGGAAACUUCAGGAGAACAAAAGAACAAUUGAGACUCAGCGCAAGGCCAUUCAAGAGUUGCAGUUUCAAAAUGAAAGUCUAAGCAUCAAGCUUGAGGAACAGAUGAGUGAAAAUGAGGAUUGGCGGAACAAACACAAUGCAACCCGCAACUUGUGUAAUUUGCUGAAAGAAACAUUUGAGCGGUCGGCAGACAAAAUGCAAUUAUUUGAAUCUGAGCGAGAUGAGACACAUCACCUUCUAAUGGAAAACGGUGAACGUGUUCAGAAACUGAUAGUGGCAUUUGAACACCUUCGCGGUCAAGCUGAAGCCAAUCAGAACGAGUUGGAUUCUGUUAAAGCAAAUUUACAAAAACUUGAAGAGCUGAAAGAAAACUAUCAGCAAGAAUGCACCCUAAAAGAGAACACGGUGGCGAUGCUGGAAGCUAAACUUCAGGAGAAAGUAGGCGAACUAGAGGAAGUCCAGCGUGACCUUCAUGAUACUCAAAAUCAAUGCAGACUGCUUCAAGAGGCCACAACUCAACAAUGUGAAGAGCUAAGACGCUCAAAAAUGGAGAAAGAGUCCCUUCUCGAAAAACUACACUCAGCAGAGCAGCGCUGUAAAGAGAGCGAGACAAGACAGGAGGCCAUGGGUGUUGUGCUGAGACACAGCAAAGAAGAACAUGAACAGAUCCUCAGCAGCAAAGAGUUAAGCUUGAAGGAGGCUUGCAGAGUUAAAAAUGAACUAGCCGAGACGCUCGAGCAAGUUCAGAGAAACCUUGUGGAGCUGCAGAAUUCGUUAGCCUUUGAGGAACGAAGGUCUAAGGAUUGCGAGGAAAAACUAAUGGAGAAAAACAAAGAACUUGAAAGGAGUCUUCAAGUUGUGGGAGAACUUAAAGAACAGAGGGCAAGAAAAGAUGAGCAAAUCACCAUCCUUCAGAGUGAAUUAGAAAAAAGCUUGCGCUUAAUAGAGCUUGUGAAGGGAAAAGCUGAUGUCCUUGAGGUCAGAGUGAAUGAUCUCCAAGAUGAGCUUUCGGCAAAAACCAUAGAAGUACAGCGAGUCAUGUGUGAGGCAGAGACUAUACAUGCAGACAACGAAAAGCUCAAGAGAGCUGGUGAAAAGGCAGAAGAAUUUUUCUUGGAGAAGCAGCGCAACUCUGAGAGCAAAGUACACGAGCUGGAGGAAAAGUUGUUCAGUGAAAUGAAGAAAACAGAGGAGUGCAGCUUUGAGAUAGUACAACUGAAAACAGAACUCACACAGCAUCAAGCUAAGUAUGAAGAGCUGCUGUCUAACUUUAAUGAGGUUAAUUUCGAGAAGAAAGCUUUUGAGCUGAAGUUUGAGAACACAUCCUCUGAUAUGAAAGCCAUCACGGCAACCAUGAAGGGGAGUGAGGAGAAGGCUGUGAAGCUCGCAAAGGAAAUUCAGAAACUGGAAGAGGAUAACCAACGUUUAAGAGCGGAAGUGCACACUAUUCAAAGUUUAACCCAAAGACAGUAUGCAGAAAUUGAGAUGUUGCAGAAGAAAAUGGAAGACAACUGUCAGCAUUUGCAGGAGAAGGUUGUGCAAACAGAAGGACAGAUCAAAGCCGCAGAAGUAAAGUGCUCUUACCUCAUGAAGAAAAUUGGGGCUCAUCGUAAAGCAGGAGAAUAUCAGAAAGAGAUUAAAAAGCUUAAGACACAAAUGGCAAAAGAGCUUGUGAAAUACAGUGAACUUGAAAAUAAGAUGACCAGUCUGUAUGAUGAAUCAAACAACCAGAAAAGACAGCUUGAAGAAAAGCAUCAAAAGCUGGUUGAAGAGCUUCAUGAAAAAUCUUCAUUUGCAGCAGAUCUUGACAAUAAGAUAAAAGAGCUGCGAUUAACCACAGACGAGGCUAUCAAGAGUAAAGAGGACGCAGAACACAAGUGUCAACACAAGACAGCUGAUAUUGUCGCACUGAUGGAAAAACACAAAAACCAAUAUGACCGCAUGGUCAAAGAAAAGGAUGCGGAACUGGAUGAGAUGAGGAAGCGUGAGACAGAGGCCAUUAGCUGCCGGGUGGCUCUGGAGAUUGAUGUCUCAAAGUUUAAGACUGAAAACGGUCAACUGAAGAAGCAGCUGAUAACAGCAAAGGAUAACUUUCAAAAAGAGUUAAGUGAUCUGAAGAAAGAAUUGUCUUCGCUUAAAUUAUCUCGGCUUUCCCAAGACAAGAGCAACACGGCAAAUCCCUUCUACACAAAUCAUAAAGGGAGACAUGCAGAAACACCGAGAAGCAAGUCUUCAAAGAUGAACGUGUUUGACUUCGCCGAGGAAUGUGACUUCGGUUCCAUGAGGAUGUCGGGUGAAAAAAACCCAAAGAUCAAGGAACAUCAGGACUCUGCUUCCCCGGUAAAUGGGACAAAGCAGGCUGGCAGAGCAGAAAAAAUCAAAACCUAUAGAAUAAGGACGCCCCCUAGUGCUGACAAGCCAGGGAGCUGGAAGAAGAGAGCCUUGGAGCUGGAACCCAAGUCUGACAACUCUGAUCCAAACAAUGUUUUGACUUUAAAAAACACGCCAGCACCACACUUCUCGGUUCCCCUCUCUCAAUGCAACCGAUCCAAAAAGAGCCCCACUGCUCUUAAGUCACCGGGAACCGCCCUAAAGUUAGCGGGCAUCAAGAGGAUGCGUGAUGCUGGCUGGAUCGCUGUCAGUGACAGUGAGAAAAAGAAGAAAAAGGCUCGGGGGAAGAUUUUUGCAUAAGUAGUGUCUUUGUAGACACCUUAGAUGCAGUUAAGUUUUCUAUUCUCUAAUUUUGAAAGGCACAUUUCUUAUGUGGUAAAAAUAGUGGUGGUGUGGUAGUCAUAGAAGAAAAGCAGGAAGAGGUAUAGUUUUGUAGUUGCGGUUCUUACGGUAGUAUUGUCCUAAGCAUAGUAAUAGUCACAGAUUGCUGGUUUAGAAUUCAUUGUGUUGUUAUUGUUGUGGUGUAGGAGUCAUAGUUUGCAAGCGUAGUAAAAAAAAAAACAACAACAAACAGACAUUAGUUUUUCACUGAUUUAUGCAGCAGUACUUAUAACAGUAUGCUAGUGCAGUAUUGCCGCACACAGCGAGUUACUUGUAGCUGUUGUAGUAGUCAUCAGAA